Messenger RNA from Olea europaea var. sylvestris, 4596 nucleotides. Its product is annotated as endoribonuclease Dicer homolog 2-like. The transcript has 23 exons. Gene Ontology annotation, biological process: siRNA processing. Lineage: Eukaryota; Viridiplantae; Streptophyta; Magnoliopsida; Lamiales; Oleaceae. The record is from RefSeq and is a predicted model, not a curated record. Gene Ontology annotation, cellular component: nucleus; cytoplasm. Bases 163 to 4356 code for a protein of 1397 amino acids. Gene Ontology annotation, molecular function: protein binding; ATP binding; RNA binding.
AAAGGGUCCACGCGGCGCGCACUUUUUCUCUCUUGGAAUUUGGAAGUGUACUCCACAAGUUGCUUAGUUGCUAAGUUGUUCACCCUUCUUAUACACACACAACGUUAAUCAAUCUCUACUCAAAAAAUCAAGAAAUUUUGAACAGAACCUGUUUUCUAGCAAAUGAAAAUUGAUAUGGCUAUUGAUGAAGGAAACCAACUCCUUGACGCUGAUACAGUUCUUUUCGCCAGAAGUUAUCAGCUGGACGCAUUGGAAAAAGCACUUAAGGGAAACACCAUUGUAUACCUGGAGACCGGUUCUGGGAAGACCCUGAUUGCAAUCAUGCUCCUUCGCAGCUAUGCCCACCUCCUCAGAAAGCCUUCACCCUUUAUUGCUGUAUUUUUGGUCCCUACUGUUGUUUUGGUAACCCAACAAGGUGAAUAUAUCGAGAUGCACACUGACUUAAAAGUUGGCAAGUAUUAUGGUGAGUUGGGUGUUGAUUUUUGGGAUGCUGCCACAUGGAAGCGUGAAAAGGAUGAGCAUGAGGUGCUUGUAAUGACUCCAGCGAUUUUGUAUAGAGCCUUGAGUCAUAGAUUUUUGGGUCUUGACCGAAUAAAGGUUCUAAUAUUUGAUGAAUGUCAUAAUGCGAGACGCAAUCACGAUUAUGCUCGCAUCAUGAAGGAUUUCUAUAAUCGCCAACGAGAAGAAAAUGCUCUGCACCUUCCUAGAAUAUUUGGGAUGACUGCUUCUCCUAUAAAGGCUAAAGGCUCGUGCUCGGCCGCUGACUAUUGGGAACAGAUUAGGCAACUUGAAAAUCUAAUGAAUUCAAAGGUCUUCACAUGUGAAAGCGAAUCUGUUUUAGCUCAGUACAUCCCAUUUUCAACUCCAAAAGUAAAGAUGUACGAACAUGUGGAUGCUCCUUGCGUCAUUGUUGAAUGUAUUGCAAGUCGUUUGGAAAGGUUGAUAAAGAAGCAUAAACUCUCUCUGGAAAGAUCAAGUAUCUCGAUCUCUGCCGCUGAAUCUGCAAAAGAAAGAUUAUCUAAUCUUUGCUCUACCUUCAAAUUUUGUUUAACUGAGCUGGGUGUUUGGUUAGCUAUCAAGGCAGCAGAGAUGUUAUCUUGUGAAGUAACCAAUAUCUUUUCAUGGGUGACAUUGGAUGUACGUUGUGACAAGGUUGUUAGAGAUUUUAGUUUGGAUGCACUUGAAGUCUUUUAUGCCUUUGUGCCGUCGGGUCCACAAUGGUCUAACUGUUAUGAUAUAAAAGCUAAAUUGAAUUCUGGGUUUGUUACAUCGAAGGUUGCCUGCCUUGUUAACACUCUUCUUGAAUACAGGGAAAUUAAGGAUUUGAGAUGUAUAGUCUUUGUUGAGAGAAUUAUCACGGCAAUUGUUCUUCGGAAUCUGUUGAAUGAGUUACUUCCUGAAGUCAGUGGGUGGAGAGCAGAAUACACGGCUGGGAACAAUUCUAAGCUGCAAUCACAAAGUAGAAAAGAACAAAACAAAAUAGUUGAUGAAUUUCGCAAGGGCAGAGUUAACAUCAUCAUCGCAACCUCUAUGCUUGAAGAGGGAUUAGACGUGCAAAGGUGCAAUCUUGUGAUUAGAUUCGAUCCCUCUGCCACAAUAUGUAGCUUUAUUCAGUCACGUGGGCGUGCUCGUAUGCAAGACUCAGACUUUGUAUUAAUGAUAAAAAGAGGGGAUACUGCCAUCCUCAAACGUGUAGAGAACUAUUUGGCUAGUGGAGAGAGAAUGCGAAAGGAGUGCUUGAGCCAUGCUAGCCUUCCUUGUGAACCUCUUGAUAAUGAAUUGAAAAGUGAAGAAUACUAUAAAGUUGAAACCACAGGAGCAAUUGUGACUUUGACUUCUAGUGUGUCUUUGCUCUACUUCUAUUGCUCACGGCUGCCUUCUGACUGCUACUAUAGACCUCACCCUCGCUGUGUGAUUGACAAAGAAUUGGAAAUUUGCACACUGCACCUUCCAAAAAGCUGCCCAAUACAAACUAUUACCGUUCAUGGUAAAACCAAAAUACUGAAGCAACUUGCGUGCCUAGAAGCUUGCAGAAAACUUCAUCAGGUUGGUGCCCUGACAGACAAUCUCGUGCCUGAUAUUGUGGGAGCGGAAGCUGAUGCUGAAGAAUUUGGAUACAAACCUUCUUAUGUGGAGGAACAAGUACAGUACUGCCCACAGGAAUUGGUUGGUUAUCAUGAUAAUGAGUCUGAAAGGCUGUACUGUUGCUAUUUAAUUAAAUUACAGCAGGAGUUCGCUUAUACCGUCCAGCCGCAAGAUAUUGUGCUUGCCACCAGGAUGAGACUUGAAUCUGAUGUCGAGUUGUCAAAUUUAGAUUUAGAUGUUGAUAGGGGAAAACUAAUUGUGCAUGUAAAAUAUGUUGGAAGCAUUAAACUGACUUCUGAGCAGAUUCUCCUAUGUCAGCGGUUUCAGAACACUGUUUUUAAGCAUCUUUUCAACAAUAAUUUUUAUAGACUUCAUGAAGAUCAGGGCAGAUCUUAUAUGAGUGAUUGCGUGGCUUUUGAUUAUCUUCUUCUUCCGCUUCAAGGACCACUAAUUGAUUGGAAUUGCAUUAAAUCUGUCCUAAUUCAAAAUAACAGUUUGCGCGAUAUGCACAUUGAUGGUUCUUCACCGAAGUGUCAUGGUCAUCUUGUGCACACAAAGAAAGGUUUAGUCUGUACCUGCAUGUUACAGAAUUCGUUGGUUUAUACGCCUCAUAAUGGUUUCAUGUAUUGCAUCACGGGAACUCUGGGUGAUUUGGAUGGCAAUUCAUUUCUUAUACAGAACGAUGAUGAAUAUGUUACUUACAAAGAGUACAAUGAAAGGAAACAUGGUAUCAAAUUGCUUUUUGAAAAUGAAGCACUUCUUAAUGGGAGACACAUCUUCACAGUGCAAAAUUACCUUCAGAGAUGUAGAGGUCAGAAGGCAAAAGAACCAAGUAAUGCAUCAUGUGAACUGCCACCUGAACUUUGUUCCGUAAUUAUGUCACCUAUAUCUAUUUCUACAUUUUACUCUUUCUCCUUUCUUCCAUCCAUCAUGCAUCGGAUCGAGUCUUUGCUUCUAGCUUCAAACUUGAGAAGAAUGCAUAAGGAUCACUGCAUGCAAAAUGUUGAUAUUCCAAUCAUCAAAGUUUUGGAAGCAAUCACAACAAAGAAAUGCCAAGAAAAACUUCAUCUGGAAUCACUAGAGACCCUUGGGGACUCUUUUCUUAAAUACGCUGCUGGUCAACAUGUUUUCAAAAUUUAUAAAAAAGAGCAUGAGGGCCUUCUUAGUAUUAAAAAAGAAAAAAUAAUUUCUAAUGCUACAUUAUGCAAGCUGGGAUGUGACCGCAAAAUUCCGGGCUUCAUCCGCAAUGAACCAUUUAACCCCAAAACAUGGAUAAUUCCUGGGGAUAAUUCUGCAAAUCAUGGUUUAGAUGAGGAGUUACUUUCAUCUAGAAAAGUCUAUGUUAAAGGGAGCAGGACGCUAAAAAGUAAGGUUAUCGCGGAUGUUGUUGAAGCAUUGAUCGGGGCAUUCCUUAGCACAGGUGGUGAAUCAGCAGCCUUAUCCUUUAUGGCAUGGCUUGGUAUAAAUGUUGACACUGUUGGUGUUCCCUAUACAAGGCCCUUCCCUGUUAAUCCCGAGGUAUAUGUCAAUGUCAGAUAUGUCGAGUCUCUGCUGAACUAUCGGUUUCGCGAUGCUUCUUAUUUAGUUGAAGCACUAACUCAUGGUUCUUACAUGCUGCCUGAAAUUCCAAGAUGCUAUCAGCGUUUGGAAUUUCUUGGAGACUCUGUACUGGAUUAUGUGAUUACUGUGAACCUGUAUCACAAAUAUCCUGGCCUAUCUCCUGGGCUUCUAACUGAUCUAAGGUCAGCAUCUGUGAACAAUGAUUGCUAUGCUCAAUCGGCAGUUAAAGCAGGACUUCACAAGCAUAUUCUUCAUGCUUCACAAGAGCUUCACCGGCAUAUAAUCAAGACAGUUAACAAUUCUGAGGAACUACACUCGGUCUCAACUUUUGGUUGGGAAUCUGAGAUAACUUACCCGAAGGUUCUCGGGGAUGUAAUAGAAUCCCUCGCAGGGGCUAUCUUCGUCGAUUCUGGGUACAACAAGGAGAUUGUUUUUGAAAGUAUAAGGCCUCUUCUCGAGCCCAUGGUUACACUUGAGACACUGAGGCUUCAUCCAGUGAGAGAAUUAUCGGAAUUAUGUCAGAAGCAGCAUUUUACAUUCAAAAAGCCUGUUGUCUUUCGUGAAAAUGGGGUGUCAUUUGUCGAAGUGGAGGUGGAAGCUGAUGGAUUUGUACAUAAAGAGUCACGUUCGGCUUCUGAUAAAAAAACUGCAGAGAGACUGGCUUGCAAAGCUGUUUUGAAUUCAUUGAAAGAAAGAAUAGCCGAGCUCUGACCUCAAAUCCAGAUGCUGGAUCCGUUGGUGUCCGCAUUUCCAUGGAGAAGUGAUGAAUCAACGUUGAGUUUUAGGUUUCCUUUUGAGUCAGUAUGCUUAAUGUAGCUGGAGUGGAGGUUUUGUUGAUGAUGGUGCUCCUAAUUUGUGGGUUCCUGAAGAUAGGCUCAUUUUAAUGUCAAGCCCUUUUUCUUAAAAUCACCAUUUUCCCACGCUAAUAAAAUCAUUUUUCACAUUUUCCCA